Guillardia theta CCMP2712 is the source of this 702-nucleotide messenger RNA. RefSeq lists its product as hypothetical. The transcript has a single exon. The record is from RefSeq and is a predicted model, not a curated record. The coding region runs from base 1 to 702 and encodes 233 amino acids. Lineage: Eukaryota; Cryptophyceae; Pyrenomonadales; Geminigeraceae.
AUGAUCUACCUCCUCCACCGCCUCUUCGAGGACAAGAGGCUGACCUGCGUCCUCCUGAUGACCUGGAUGGUGAUGGUGCUGGCGAUCUUCUCCGAGCUCGGGGUGACGGACUCGAACUUCAUGACGCUUGGGCCGGGUGAGCACUCCAAGAUCAUGGGCGUGGAGAUCAACAGCUGGUACAAGUGGAACUGCGUCGCCGUCUUCACCUUCGUCUCGACCUCCAUUAACGACUUUGUCGGUGACGCUAUCUCCCCUUGGAUCCAGAACACCAUCCAGGACCACAAAACCAAGUUCCUCCCCUACUCGAAAUUUACCUGCAUCAUGAUCACGCAGAUCUGGGCGCUGUACUGCUGCGUCAUGAACGUCUUCGCGCUCUUCGUCAUGCUCUCCCAGGUCGACUUCCUCAUCAUCCGCAUCUGCGCCGACCUCAUCGUCAACGUCUACACCAGCCUGAGGUUCAUGAAGGGCAAGGUCGUCGAUCCCGAGCGCUACGCCGCCUGGAUCAGGUCCGAGGGACCGGGGCACACGCAGGCCCACUGCUGCCACACCCCCGAGCCCGGCAUCCUCCUCCCCUCCGUCGCCGUGAGACAGGAGCACGACGAGAAAGCUGCCGAAGACAAGCAUGCCAACGAGACCGAAGAGCCCGAGAGGAGGGGGAAGAGCAUGGACCGCCUGUUGGUUGAUAUUCACAAGCACCCUUAG